Brassica napus (rape) is the source of this 4913-nucleotide messenger RNA. RefSeq names its product LEAF RUST 10 DISEASE-RESISTANCE LOCUS RECEPTOR-LIKE PROTEIN KINASE-like 2.3. The record is from RefSeq and is a predicted model, not a curated record. The transcript is spliced from 2 exons. Gene Ontology annotation, biological process: protein phosphorylation. NCBI's taxonomy places the organism in Eukaryota, Viridiplantae, Streptophyta, Magnoliopsida, Brassicales, Brassicaceae. Gene Ontology annotation, molecular function: ATP binding; protein kinase activity; polysaccharide binding. Bases 2653 to 4740 code for a protein of 695 amino acids.
AGGUUCGCUACUACUACUAUACUCAAAUCUUUCUCCAUGAAGAUACCAAAUCUUAUAACCACGUGUAAAUCCUUUCAAAUAUAAAUGACUCCAUACUUCCAUUUUUUUGACACGGAUAUUAUUCUUACAAGUAGAACAUGGACAUAAUAAAUACUUACUUGUUCUUGCUUCCGGUUGACUUUGAACCACCCCCAUGAAUUCUUGAAUACCACGUGCGUAUUCCUCCGUAAGUAAAUUUGUAUUUGGAUCCAUAUGAGGUUGAUCUAACCAAGAACGGAAAUUAUAAGGAGUACCCAUAAUUUAUAUUGUUUUGUUGUGAUUUGAAUGAAUGAAGGAGAGGUCGUAUUUAUAAUGAAUCUGGAAAACUUCCCGACGGAAAAUAUUCGUCGGUAUUCCGUCGGGAAUGAUAACGGCUAAAUUAACGUCCAGAACCCGUCGGUGUUCCGUCGGUAAUUUAAACGGAUACUAACGGCUACAUAAUUCGUCGGUAUUUCGUCGGGAAGUGCAACGGCUGCAAAUUCGUCGGUAUUCCGUCGGGAAGUGAAACGGCUGUUCAAUCCGACGGUAUUUUGUCGGUAUGUGUCAAUUUUUUGCAACGGUCAUAUUUUUGUCAGAUUUUUGUCGUUUUUCUGUCGGGAUCGUAUGACCAAAUACCGACGAAAGUAUUCUGUCAGGAUUUUCCGACAAAGUUCCGACGAAUUUGCCGAAGUAGAUUUCCGACAAGUUUUCGUCGGAAUUCCGUUGGAAAAUCCUGACAGAUUUUUUCGGUCGGUUUUUCCGUCGGUAUUGUCCGUGUUUUCUUGUAGUGAUUCUACGGAAUAUAUUUCUCAAAACAAAAUUAAUACGAAAUAAAAUUUCAUAAAACUAACAUAGACACAAUUUAGAACAUCUUUCGUAUAAGUUACUUCGGAACAUUUUUCACGAAAUAACUUUUGUGAAACAAAACGACACAGAUUUUACCAGAUUUUACCAGAUUUUACGAAACAACUUUUGUAAAACAAAAUGAUACAGUUUUUACGAAACAACUUUCAUAUAAAAAACUCGACGUUUUACGAAAUAACAUUAGAAACUGAAUGGGGUUACACGGAACAACCAACGGAAGACAAGAAGAGACAACAGUGAACCUGCUCGCCCUGACCACGUGCUCGCCCAUUUGCCAUCGUCCGGACGUCCUUGCCCGUUUGAUCCCGUUCAGUCCACUCAUCCUUCGUUCCUAGUCGCCACUAGUCCUUCCCUCUCCUCCUAGUCCUUAAGUCUUCGCCUGUUCGUCCCCGUCCACUCCUCCUCACCACUUCUCUAAAUUUAUAGUAAAUCGGAAAGUUGGCCAACCUUGGAGAACUAAAUGAAGAAGAGGUCAAGACAAGAGAAAAGAGAGAUACAUUGACCAUGAAUUCUUAGACUCCACAUGUUCUGCAUCCGGAUUUAGCCUUAGAGAACUUAGUUUUUAGGUGGUUUAGUGUAGCAAAUCUAGUAUUAAACGCAAUAUUGCCAUGAUUUGUUGUUUUAUUCUUUGUAUCUGGUUAUUUGACGAAUUUUGCGAAAGCAUUUCAAUCUCUUGUAUAAAACGAACUAUGUUUGGCUUGAUCUUUGAAAAGGGGUACUUAGGUAGCUUUUCAUAAAAUUCAGUCUAAAAUCAAUAAAAACUCUUCACACAUUUUUCUGUCUUUUCGAUUUGUUGUGUUUGUGUGAUUAUCACAGAAACUAUGGUUCCCCAAAAAUUAUGUUAUUACAAAUUUUGAUUACACGAGUUUCUCGUCUCCCAAAGUUUUCAACAGGCAUUUGUUUUUUCAUGAAAUUGGAUACAGAUCCUAUUUAAAUUGGUUUUAGAAACCAUGGCCCGCAGCUCAAAAGUAUUGGAAGAAGCAUGGAUCAGAAGUCUUAGUAAACCGAAAGCUUCAAAUGACUCUUUACAAGGAAUAUCCAAAGUAAUGGAGUAGUGGGUUCAAUGAUUGAGUCUUUCUUAUACGUUAACACGAAUCUCCACAAGGACUAGUAAAUGAAAGGCUUCUAAAUAUUAUUGGUGAAUGCUAACAAUGUAUAAAAUAUAUACUCUCCGAGUUUAUUUGUCACUUUCACUCUUGACUUGGCCUUUCAACAUAUCCAAGUCUCCCAUGCAUUUUGUAUUUGUAAAUCUUUAUUUUACAUUUUCUUUAAACUUAAUUCCCUUUCUUUAUUAAAGAAAAAGAAUAAGUUUAUUUAGUAGACACAAACAUAAAGACUUCAAAUCAAAAUGCAAAUUUGCAUUUCAAGAUUGUAUGUCUUAACUGAAUUUUAAUCCAAAUGUUUACUUCAUUGAAAUUAACAAAAUGCUUAUAUCUUUCUUGCUGGAGAUGGAAAGACUCGUCCGGUUCUUACUGUUUAACAAGUAAAUGAAAUCUGAUCUCUUUGCAUUUAAUUGAAAUUUAAUGUUAUCAACUAGCAACAAACUCGAUAAUCCAUUCAGACUAAUUGGUUCUGAGCUUACAAAAAGUCCUUAUCCAGGAUUCGUAUCUGUAGGGUUAACGGAGACUAGUCUGAAGUCCAGUGUUCUCACCAAAGUGUGAAAAAGAGACCUUUCUUUCAUUUCUUUGUUUAAUAAACAGAGGACCUUUGUCUAGCAAAGCAAGGCCUUGUAGAGGGUGAAGCCUUAAUGGCCAUCACCUAACUCUUCCUAUGAUAUUAAUUAAGCUGUGUUUCCUUCUGAAGAAUUUUCUUUUACUGUUACUCUUCCUCAUUUCUCCAAGAAACAGAAGGAAUUAUACUUUAAACAAAAUGAUGGAUACUCCAGCACUAGGGUGUUGUUUUGUAACUUUGUUCAUGUUCCUGUUUCAUAAUUUUCCUUGUGCACUAAGCAACCAAGCUUUCUUGUCAUGCGACUCUGUUUUUGAGUGUGGAAACCUCAGCGCAACAUUCCCCUUCUGGGGAGAGAAUCGUGGUGAGCCUUGUGGCCAUCCAUUAUUGAAGCUUAGCUGCGACAGAGUUUCUAACAAAACCUCUAUAAAUAUCUCCAACAUCUUUUUCAAUGUUCUUCACAUAGACAACACAUUCAAAACUCUUAAACUUGUAAGACAAGAUUAUUCACCUUCCUUCUGCUCUUCUCUAUCAUUUACUCCUUUAUACUCUACUUUCUCUUUCUCGAGAGAGAAAGAAAGAGGAUGGGGGGAGGGCAACACAAUCUCUCCUCCUAAAAUCUUUCAGCGAUCCCCAAAUUACAAGAACCUCAUCGUUUUCUCUAACUGUGACCCUCGCUUUCAUUACCUUGAGAACUUCACUUGUUCAAAUGGAGGGACUGGUUCAGUGUAUCACGAUGAACAUUACUACCAGUCUUGUCGAACAAUCUCCAAUGUUAUUGUUCCUGCAGGUUUCAUACCUGAGAAAGAAGCCAGGAAUUUGGGAAAUGUAUUGAGAGAAGGAUUCGAAGUGAAGCUGAAGAUCAACGACAGACCAUGUAAACAUUGUUUAAAAACCGGUGGGUUUUGCAGUUUCGACAAGUUUGCAAAUCAGUUUUGCUGCAAAGAAGACUUUUCUUUUUAUCCUAACAGGAUAAAGGAGUUCUCCGGUUCUUUACUUGGAUUCAAAUGCAUGAAAACAAGUUCUGGUGAACUCCCAAAGUCUUCGGCUGGAGCUGAUCCAACUAGCUUUAAUUAUCCCUUGACAGGUUCUAGAGUGUUAAUCCUCAUUAUAUGUUUGACAUUAUUGAUUCUAUCAAUGCUCAUAUACUUUCUGAACAAGAUAGAAGCAUUAGAACAUCCAAGAAUAGAGAAUUUUGAGGAACUUAUACCGCUGAAACGAUAUAACUACGCUGAGGUGAAGGAAAUCACAAACUCGUUCGCUCAAGAAAUCGGGAGAGGGGGAUAUGGAAUUGUAUAUGAAGGAAACCUUUGUGAAGGGCUCAAGGUUGCAGUAAAGGUCUUAAAAGAAUCAAAGAAGAAUGGUGAAGAUUUCAUUAACGAAGUGGCGAGUAUGAGCAGAACAUCCUAUAUCCAUAUUGUUUCUCUGCUAGGCUUCUGCUAUGAAGGGUCCAAAAGAGCAAUUAUAUAUGAAUUUGUAGAGAAUGGUUCACUCGAUAAGUUCAUAACGAGCCAGCCCUCACUGCGCAUUGACAUGGGAAAGAUGUAUGAUAUUGCACUCGGAGUUGCAAGAGGCCUUCAGUACUUGCACUAUGCUUGCAAGACAAGGAUUGUUCAUUUCGACAUAAAACCACAGAACAUACUGUUGGGAAAAGAUCUCUGUCCCAAGAUUUCUGAUUUUGGACUCGCCAGGCUCUGUGGGAGUCAAGAAAGUAUCUUGUGGAUGUCAGAGACAAGAGGGACCAUCGGGUACAUCGCACCCGAAGUGUUUUCAAGAAUCUACGGGAGAGUCUCUCACAAGUCAGAUGUGUAUAGUUAUGGAAUGUUGGUACUUGAAAUGAUGGGAGCAAGAAAUAGGAACUCUGUAUCAGACAACAACAGUAGUUCAAUGUAUUUCCCAGAUUGGAUCUAUAAAAGUCUUGAAAAGGGAGAUUGUAAAAGGUUUCUAGAAGAUCAGAUAACAGAAGACGAAGAUGACGAGUUUGCAAGGAAGAUGAUUCUUGUUGGAUUGUCAUGUAUUCAAGCAUGCCCAUCAGAUCGCCCAUCGAUGAACAGAGUUGUUGAAAUGAUGGAGGGAAGCUUAAGUGCUCUUGAGGCUCCUCCUAAGUAUCUUUUGCAUUUAUCUGCAUCUCCUAUGCCUCCAUCUGUACCUGAAGAUAAAAAUUCAAUCUCCUCCGAGGAAAGUGCAUAAGUUUCAUCACAAAUUUAUGUCUUACUCCAACUUCUAUGUGCCUAAAAAUAUAGCGUAUGUGCACGUCCGUCUGUCAAACACUUGUACCAAAUAUCAAGUAGAUGUAAAUUAUUAUUUGGUGUGUAAAAUGACAUUAUGUAUAAUUUGAUGAUAAAAGCAUUAAUGAUUUGUAA